Staurois parvus is the source of this 376-nucleotide messenger RNA. The record is from the annotation of a GenBank genome assembly. NCBI's taxonomy places the organism in Eukaryota, Metazoa, Chordata, Amphibia, Anura, Ranidae.
GGGAGACCAGAUAUAGUGAAUGCAGGGUCCGGGGAGAGCGGAUAUAGUGAAUGCCGGGUCCGGGGAGACAGAUAUAGUGAAUGCAGGGUCCGGGGAGAGCGGAUAUAGUGAAUGCAGGGUCCGGGGAGAGCGGAUAUAGUGAAUACAGGGUCCGGGGAGACCAGAUAUAGUGAAUGCAGGGUCCGGGGAGAGCGGGUGAAUAGUGAAUGCAGGGUCCGGGUCGGCGAGACUGGAUAUAGUGAAUGCAGGGCCCGGGGAGAGCGGAGACAUAGUGAAUGCAGGGCCGGGGAGACUGGAUAUAGUGAAUGCGGGGUCCGGGGAGACUGGAUAUAGUGAAUGCAGGGUCCGGGGAGACUGGAUAUAGUGAAUGCAGGGU